GCUCUCUCAUUCCACGUUCUCGCAUUCCUCCGCAUUCCCGAGCUCCGAGACGAGAAGACAUUCUCUCUCUCUUUCCCUCUCUCUUUCUGUGAAACGUUUUGAUGCUUGUUUAAUGGCUGACUCUACGAGUUCUUCGUUCUUUGUCUUCUGUUGCUUAGCCUUGUUCUUACUCUUCUCCUCUCGCGCGCCAUUGCAGGUCGCGGGUUCUCACCGCCGCAGCCUCAUCUCCGACAGCGCUGCCGCUUCCUCCAACUCCACCAGCAAGCACCGCCACAGGUGGAUCGGGCCGGUCGGGCACCGCAUCAUCACCGUCAGCAUCAACGGGUCCGCCGACUUCAAGUCGGUCCAGGCUGCCAUCAACUCGGUUCCGGAUAACAAUAGGAAGAACGUCACCAUUCGGAUCAGCGCUGGAUUUUACAUUGAGAAGGUGGUUGUCCCGGCGACCAAGCCGUUCAUCACGUUCCAAGGCGAGGGAAGAGACGUGACGGUGAUCGAGUGGCACGACAGAGCGAGUGACCGCGGCGCCAAUGGCCAACAGCUCCGUACUUACCGGACGGCUUCGGUCUCCGUUUUGGCCAAUUAUUUCUCUGCCAGGAAUAUUAGCUUCAAGAACACGGCGCCAGCUCCGAUGCCGGGGAUGCAAGGGUGGCAAGCGGUAGCGUUCCGGAUAUCGGGGGACAAGGCGUACUUCUCGGGGUGCGGAUUCUACGGCGCGCAGGACACGCUGUGCGACGACGCUGGCCGGCACUACUUCAGGGAGUGCUACAUCGAGGGGUCCAUCGACUUCAUCUUCGGGAAUGGCCGGUCCAUGUACAAGGAUUGCCAGCUCCACUCGAUAGCCACGAGGUUCGGGUCGAUCGCGGCGCACGGCAGGAAGUCGCCGGACGAGAAGACGGGGUUUGCCUUCGUCCGGUGCCGGGUCACAGGGACGGGCCCGCUCUACGUGGGGCGGGCCAUGGGCCAGUACUCCCGGAUCGUCUACUCCUUCACUUACUUCGACGACCUCGUCGCGCACGGCGGCUGGGACGACUGGGACCACGCCAGCAACAAGAACAAGACUGUGUUUUUCGGAGUUUACAAGUGCUCUGGUCCGGGGGCCGGGGCGACGCGAGGCGUUUCAUGGGCUCGGGAGCUUGAUUACGACGAGGCCCACCGGUUCCUCGUCAAGAGUUUCGUCAAUGGAAGGCAUUGGAUCGCACCUUACGACGCCUGAAUCAGAUGGCUUCGGCUAUCUAACAGCGAAUCAACUGUUGAAACAACCGAACAAUUCUUUGAGUUUUAUGUUAGUUUUUAGGAGAGUAUUCUUUGAUUUGUUCAUUUGAUUCGUAUAUAAGGUUCAAAUUCAUGUCCACUUUGGCUUCAUACAUGUCGCCUCUUUCCCAAACUGAAAUGUCAAUAAAUUCCAGUGCAUUCACUUCUUGAUGA
Syzygium oleosum is the source of this 1425-nucleotide messenger RNA. Its product is annotated as probable pectinesterase 68. The record is from RefSeq and is a predicted model, not a curated record. Lineage: Eukaryota; Viridiplantae; Streptophyta; Magnoliopsida; Myrtales; Myrtaceae. Bases 113 to 1213 code for a protein of 366 amino acids. Gene Ontology annotation, molecular function: pectinesterase activity. The transcript is spliced from 5 exons. Gene Ontology annotation, biological process: cell wall modification.